AAUCAAACGCAUCCAAUUAAACUAAUAGAGCACUGUGUAAGCUUAAAUCUUUCACUUCUAUCCUUUCUGCUCCCUAUCUUUCUCUCUCUUCAGUAAUGAUGUGGGAUCGAUCAAGCCAAGUGGCACUCAUGCCCCUUCUUGUGACAGCCGUGGCGGGGUGGUUUACUACGUCGUCGGGAGGAUUAGCGGGGUAUAGAUCGGCGGUGGGGGAUCCGGGGAUGAAGAGAAAUGGUCUUCGUGUGGCUUUUGAGGGCUGGAACUUUUGUAAUGAAGUUGGUGCAGAGGCGCCUGGAAUGGGAAGUCCCAGGGCUGCUGAUUGCUUCGACUUAAGGGAAACUACUACUCUUAUGCCAGACGGCUGCGAGAAAGUCCAUCGAGAAGUUGUGCAUCUCGUGAGCGAGCAAGACAACAGAAUGGGGGCAAAUCAAACCGGCGAGAACGUGGAUCUCUACGCUGUGAAAAAAGAAAUGUAUCUGGGCACCAAGUGUGAGGUUAAUGACAAGCCGGCUCCAUGGCAUUAUUGGAUGAUAAUGCUCAAAAAUGGCAACUUUGACACCAAGUCCGACCUCUGCCCUUCCAAUGGAAAGAAGGUCGGCCCCUUCCCACCAGAACCUCGCUUCCCCUGCUUUGCUGAGGAAAGAUGCAUGAACCAGCCACUUCACUUCCACAACUACACCGCUUUGUCGGACAACGAAGACAGGCUCAAAGGAAGCUUUUUUGGUAGUUAUGAGCUCGACGCAGAUGUCAGCGAAGGAUUGAACGACAUCUCCUACUUCUCGGUUGUGUGGGAGAAGGAAUUUGGUAGCGGUGAGGAUAAAGGGUGGAAGUUUCAUCACUAUCUCAGGACAUCAGAGAAAUAUCCUUGGCUCAUGCUCUACCUCAGGUCUGAUGCGACGGAGGGCCUCUCUGCCGGCUAUCACUAUCCUGGUCGUGGGAUGACCAAGAUUAUCCCCGAGUCUCCUGACUUCAAAAUACGCUUAAGAUUAGAAAUAAAACAAGGCGGCGGACCAAAGAGCCAAUUCUACCUGCUUGACAUGGGUAGUUGCUGGAAAAACAACGGCCAGCCCUGCGAUGGCAACGUGGAGACCGACGUGACCCGCUACAGUGAAAUGAUCCUUAACCCUGAUACCACAGCCUGGUGCCACAAAGACAGCCUAAACAAUUGCCCGCCCUACCACACCUUCCCCAACGGCACCCGUAUCCACCGCAGCGACUCUGCCCGCUUCCCCUAUGCCGCCUACCACAUGUACUGCGCCCCCGGGAAUGCCCAGCACCUCGAACAGCCACACAAUCUUUGCGACGCUUAUAGCAACCCACAACCACAAGAGAUUCUGCAAAUCCUCCCGCAUCCUGCGUGGGGGGCUUAUGGCUACCCUACAAAGAAGGGAGAGGGAUGGAUUGGUGAUGCCAGAGCGUGGGAACUUGACGUUGGCUUGAUCUCACAGGUGCUUUACUUUUAUCAAGAUCCAGGCACCGUGCCGGUGAUAAGGAGGUGGACGUCACUGGAUGUUGGUACUGAGAUUUAUGUUAGUGCGAAUCAGGUGGCUGAGUGGACGCUCAGUGAGUUCAAUAUCCUCGUGCCCGACGAACCGGUGGCGCAAGGGUGAAUGGUUGCAGCAGGGUAAUUACACACACAACACUCAAAAUAUUGGCAUUUAUGGAAUCUAGCCCUCAUGUGAGAAUUUUAAAUUAUUAAAUCGAUAUAUUCAUUGAGAAUCUGAUAAAA
Phalaenopsis equestris is the source of this 1726-nucleotide messenger RNA. RefSeq lists its product as uncharacterized. The record is from RefSeq and is a predicted model, not a curated record. Bases 96 to 1607 code for a protein of 503 amino acids. The transcript is spliced from 3 exons. NCBI's taxonomy places the organism in Eukaryota, Viridiplantae, Streptophyta, Magnoliopsida, Asparagales, Orchidaceae.